UAAAACCCUGCUGCAGUAACAGAGCUGACAGAUGCUGAGUUUCACUGUCACAGCUGUAAUGGAGUAAGCAGCCGGGCAGCGGAGACACUUUGAGAUCUGGUCUGGAUGGAACCGACGGGUCUACGAGACGUUUUCAAAUGUAUAACACUAUCCAUUGCAGCAAUGGAGGAUAUUGGUCUCCUUCCCAAACCCACCAAUGACCCCCCAGUUCACAGACCCACAGUCACUGAGACUUUUGGGCUGCACCACAUACCAACAGACCAUCUGCACGUCACUGAUGUAAGCAGGAAAUGUGACAUGGAAAAAGAUGGACCGUCCAAAAAAAGACCCCACUCAGCAAUAUUGGCAGAGCCGCAGAUGAUUCCCCACUGCCCGAAUACACUUCCUCUGGGUACUGAUAAUACUGCCAGAAAUGGAAAUACACAUCUGGAUAAGGCUGCCAGAAAGAAACCCAAAACCAAAAUUGCAGAUCAGUCAAAGUGGAAGCAAAAUAAGCAGAAACAGCUGAGAAUGGAGGGAAAAGCAUACGUAAGCAAGCGAAAAAAAGACGGCGAAGUUGUGACAAAACAGCCAAGAUCAAUGGGACCAAGAUGCACCUCGAAUGCGUGCAAAAGGGCGUCGAAUCGGCUUUGCAAUGAAAUCAACGAAGACGCCCGAAAAAAGGUGUUUGAUGAGUUCUGGCAGGACAUGAACUGGACUCAGAGAAAGAUGUACGUGGCAGGACAAGUGGAUCGCAAUGCGGUGGAAAGAUCUCGAGCAGUGGGAUCGCAGUCGAGGCGAUCGGUGUCACUGCGUUAUCACUUGAUGGUGGAUGGUAAAAGGAAACAAGUGUGUAAAAACAUGUUCCUGUCCACCUUGGGGAUUGGAGAGUGGUCUGUGCUCAACUGGGCACACACUGGAAAAACAAAAAAGACUGAAUCAAAUGAGAACAGAUUAGAGAAGAAGAUGUUUGUCCCUCAGUGUCCACAGCUGAACUCUGCUCCUUCUAUAUUUAAUAACACUGUGGAGGUAACUCUGGAACCAGAGGAUGCCGCUGACGAAGACAAAAUCAACCCAGCAGACCUAGAAGGACCAGCCGGGAAGAAAUCCAGAGUUGCCAGACCUCUAACAUGGAAACAAAAUCGACAGAAGCAGCUUAGGAUGGAGGGCAAACCCUACAUCAGCAAACGAAAGAAAGAUGGUGCCACCAUAACUAAAGCUCAAAGGGCAAUUGGACCCAGAUGCACAUCCAGUGCUUGCAAAAGAGCAUCCAAUCGCUUCUGUGCUGACUUCAGUGAAGACUUGAGGAACAAGCUGUUUAAUAGCUUCUGGCAGUGCAUGAAUUGGGUUCAGAGAAAGGUCUAUGUGGCUAGGCUAGUUGAUUGCGACCCAGUGGAAAGAACUAGAGCACCGUGGACACAAUCAAGAAGAUCUGUCUCGAUGCGUUAUCAUUUAAUAGGCGAUGGCGACAGAAAACAAGUUUGCAAAAAGAUGUUCCUUUCCACGUUGGGGAUUGGAGAGUGGUCGGUGCUUAACUGGGCACAAAGUGCAUCCCAGGAGGACAAUUCAGAAGAAAAUACAAAGAAGAGGACGCAGAGAAAAUCCCGUAAGGCUUCAGAGCACGUAUUCCUCAAGGAGUUCCUCGAGAGUUUACCCAAAGUGCUCUGCUGCGGGACGUCAAUCUCUAAACUGUAUCUGGAGCCAGUCUUCUCGAACAUGUCCGAAGUGUACAGGCACUACUACAAUCAGUGCUUAGAAAAGAAGGUCACACCUCUGUCUCGGCAGGUUUUCUGUGCCGUAUUUAAAAAGAUGAAUUUGGGAUUGUGCGACCCGAAAAAAGAUCAAGGUUGUUCUUACGGUGCGACGGGAAACUUGUUCAAAGAUCUUUGGGAGGAAUACUGCAUGGAGAGGGGAGCUACAGGGCCACAGCCAGAGAAAGCAGGUAACCAGUAAAGAGGACAUAUACAGUAUGAUCAGUGUUGGAUCAUCGUGUUUGAAUCAGCUGUGUAAUACUUCCUUACUUCAUUUCUGAUGGACACUUUGAUUCCAAGACUUUUCCAAAAUGACUGAACUUAAUGAUCUCACAUUUCAUUAAGUCCUGUUAAAAACACACCCUAUUUGAAGCAAUCCAGUGGUUUUCAUG
Scomber japonicus (chub mackerel) is the source of this 2122-nucleotide messenger RNA. RefSeq lists its product as uncharacterized. The transcript has 5 exons. The coding region runs from base 106 to 1932 and encodes 608 amino acids. The record is from RefSeq and is a predicted model, not a curated record. NCBI's taxonomy places the organism in Eukaryota, Metazoa, Chordata, Actinopteri, Scombriformes, Scombridae.